Molecule: messenger RNA, 2809 nt
Organism: Megalops cyprinoides (Indo-Pacific tarpon)
Lineage: Eukaryota; Metazoa; Chordata; Actinopteri; Elopiformes; Megalopidae
Gene: atxn10
Product: ataxin 10
Exons: 11
Coding region: 2-1447 (481 amino acids)
Biological process (GO): neuron projection development
Cellular component (GO): cytosol
Source: RefSeq, a predicted model, not a curated record
GAUGGCAGCGUCCUCUCAAAACACGUUGGACAUUGAUGUAAAAUUAAAUGAAAUAAUUACUAGCUCUUUCACUCAGAAGCACUUAGACAUUCUUCAGAGUCUGUCGAAGGCGCUCCGCGAGCAGGAGUUUAGAACUUGCGUGGAGAGGGCGACCCUGCAGAGUCUCCUGCAGGUUUUAUCAAAGCUGUCUGCUCAGAUUGAUGGUCUGGCGAAGGAGGGAAGCGCCGCGGAAUCAGCGCCUGUGCUGCUGCAGCUGACGGCGGAGUGCUUCCGAAGCCAGAGGAACGCCUGCGUGCAGUGCGCCCGCAACCAGACCCUGCUGAGGGACCUGGGCUUCAUUGAGGAGUCUCUGCAGCUGCUCGCAGUGCUGUCCGAACUGGAGCCGGAGACCACAGCCUGCCUGUUUGAGGCUCUGCGCUGCGGGAUCCAGUUCCUCGGAAACCUCGCCGUUGGAAACCAGGUUUGCAAAGAUGACAUCUGGAAGCGCAGUUUUCCACGUCUCUUCUUGGACCUGCUGGAGCACAGAGAUCAGAAGACUGCAGCCUACACCUGCAUGGUGCUCUACACCUGCCUCGAUCAGCACAAGCUGAAGGAGCUGGUCCUGAAGCCGGAGCACCUGGAGGUGGCCAGGAAGGUGAUCAGGCUGUGCAGGACACAGCCUGAGCUGGACUGGGCGGUUUUCAUCGUCACACAGCACUUCCUGAAGUCUUCUGCUCUGGUUGAAACACUGUUUGCAGGGUUGAGCCAUCAGGAAAGGGUGACGCUGCUGGAGCUGAUCUCAGCGCAGCUGUGUGAGGAGGGGGGUGCGGCGGGGGACAGCGGGAUACCCCCCAGCCUGGCGCACUUCCUGGCCUCCUGUUUCCUGUCCCGCUGCAGGACGGUGCUGUCGCUGGCCUCUGAGGCCGGUCCGGAGGAUGAGGAGGCUCUGACGGUGAUGCGGCUCCUCGACGUCCUCUGUGAGAUGACCUCCGACCACAAAAACUUCAUGUCCUUGCAGGACCACCCGGAGCUGCUCAGAACGGCUGUUGACCUCCUGAAGGAAGUGCACUCUCUGGGCAAGGCGAGCCAAAACGUUUUCAGCGCUGCCCAGAACUUCUCUGCCACGGGGCCAGCCACCCACCCCGCCGUCAGCUUCAAGGCUCACCUGGUGCGGCUCAUAGGGAAUCUGUGCCACGCCCACACAGCCAACCAGAACCAGGUCAGGGAAAUGGAUGGCAUCCCACUCAUCCUGGACCACUGCAACAUCGACAGCAGCAAUCCCUUCAUCAGCCAGUGGGCCAUCUUCGCCAUCCGCAUCCUGUUAGAACACAACCCGCAGAACCAGGAGGUGGUGCAGGCCCUGGAGCGCCGGGGUGUGGCCGACGACUCCGCCCUGCGGGAGAUGGGCUUUCGACUGGAGGAGAGAGAUGGCAGCCUGCUGCUCAAACCCCUCAGCAAGGACCCCUGACUGAUCUGAGGUCAGCGGUGGCGGCGGCGGCAGCAGCAGCGGCAUGGUGCAGCUGUGACUGCAGACAUGAGAAGGCAGCUCGGUACCAGGGAAUGGAUUUACAGCGAAUAAUUUAUAUUGGCUAGCUAUCAGAAAUUACAAGCCAUAAACAGAUAAUGGUGUAUAUUUAUAGUGCCAGGCUGCAACAAUAAUUCUUUAAUAUCUUUUCUUCAGGGCUGCUUGAUUUGGGGAAUGUAUUCAACAGAGAUAUUUUCGAAUGAAGGGCCUUGGAUAGCAGCUCCCAAAAGUUAGUUGAUAUGGUUUAUGCUGAUGUGUUUCGAUGUGUCUUUGUCAGAGCUGACAAAGAAACAAAACGUAUUACAUGUACAUGGUUCUCCCACGCUGGGAGUGCUGCUCCUCCUGGGUUGCUAAUUAUAUACUGUGUAAGCAAGUGGGACAAAGUGUGUGUUUAACCUGGCCUCACAUUUACUGCAGAUUACUUUCUGCCAAACUCUUUUCUCCAUACGUUUCAUGCCAUGCCUAGUUUCGUCUGUAUUAUUGUGGUGUUGGAGCUAAGAGGACACAUUUGAUUCACAUGUUUCUAUGACCACUACAUGCACACGUACAAUGUCCAUAACAGAAUAUAUAUUUUUUGGUUUCACAUGAUAAUGAAAGGUCUCCAACAGCCCAGAUGAAGUUAGGAGAAGAUUGGAAGAUGAAGUACUCAUUUUAACUGGUUAAUUUCAGACUCCACAAGCUAAUCUAUAACUACGUCAUGUUGAUUUACUCCUCUUGAGAGCUAAAGCAUAAAUAUGCUAUGACUAGUUUUCCCCUGUGCAAACUGGCAACCAAGUGUUCAGACUUCAUUGUAAAAACUGAUUUAUGGCAUGUGUAAUCCUGCAUUGCACAUGUUGUAUUUAUUAAUAAUCUCAAUACAAAAACUAUUAAGUGAAAUAAUGCUCAUUCCAUCACAGGACACACAGUUUUGAAACCUGGUUUAAUAAUAAUAUGUGAAAUAUUCUGCAUCUCUUGUUGUUGCGUCCCAAACACUAAUGCCUACUGAGUCUCUGUGUUCUGCCCAGAUGUUACUUGUUUUGAGUUGCAUGCAAAUUGUUCAUCCUUCACUCGCUCACAUUUCCACCAUAAAACAUUUUUUUUGUUUGUAUUCUUUGUUCCCUGAGCAUGCAACUCUUAAUCCACCAAUUAAUUUUCCACGGCUGGAAAUAUUUGGCUGGGCCUGAGCUGUCUUCUGCCUCUCUUGAGUCUGACUUUUACUUCCUGGUACAAAUUAGGUGAAAUUGAACUGAAGUACGAUCGGUGCUUAAGUCUGGCUAGGGUUUCUCUAUUUCCUUUAACAGGAGCAUGAAAUUUAGAGCAGUUAAC